Messenger RNA from Python bivittatus (Burmese python), 5383 nucleotides. NCBI's taxonomy places the organism in Eukaryota, Metazoa, Chordata, Lepidosauria, Squamata, Pythonidae. The record is from RefSeq and is a predicted model, not a curated record.
GAGGGAAAGUUUUCGUUGACGGCGGCCGCCUGACACCCCGCUCGGAAGGCGUCCGGCCUCCAGGCCUCUCCCUGGGCGGGAGCGGGGCAGAGCUCCAGCAGGCGAGCAAAAGGCGCCUCAGGAGGGAGUGAAAUCUUCCUUCGCAGCCACCUGCAGUCCCGACUCAUCGACGCCCGCGGUUCCACCGGCCUUCGUCCUCCCUCUUUCCUGAGGAGAUUCUGCCGUCGUUUGCCCCGAGACCUCCUCAGCGAGGGCCGCCAGAUGGGUUUCCCCCCUUUUCCCGAUAAGUUAUCUGCGUUGGUUUAGACCCUCAGUAGAGGGACCCAACACUCCUGCUUUCAUCAGUCGUCGGCAUCUGGCUGAUUAGCCUUCUGUCCGUUUCUCUCCACUUGAGAAGACCACGUUAUUCAGUGGCUCAGAUAUGUGGCCAGGUGUAUUUGCAAUAAGAUGUAUGGGGAAAUAAAACUUGCAUUUCCUUAAUGAUUGCGCUGGGGCUUCCGUUGGCUCCUUGAAAAUUGGAGUCUGGGCCUGUGCUGCCUAGUGAAGGGGAGAACCUGCUUUUUAGUUAGGCAUCCUCCCAUUCCUGACCCUGCGCUGAUGUGUGAAAAGAUGAACAGCAGACUUAUCUCUUACCCCUGACUUGUAAACCUCUUGAGUCUCACUCCCUGAAAUUUUUAUUGUUUCUCUGGUGAGGAAAAGCUUAGGCAGUGAUUACGGAAGAGAAUAGAGCGCAUACAUCCCAAACAAGUAUUUGUGUGUGAGUCAUUCACUUGGAUUUAUAACUAUCUCCACCUUAAUUUGAACAAGUUUUGUUUCUCAUUGGAGUCAUCAUAUGCUUGUUCACAUCUUUGAGGGAGAUGGAUUAAUGUGGAACUUCUUAAACUUGCUACAAGCCUUAUUAAAGAAAACAAUGGGGCUUCUCUAUUGGAUUAUUGCCUGUAUUAGUUCACAGACUGAAGGUAUGAGUUGUUAGAUCUUGAUGGCAGGUAAUGUUUGUCCUGCUUUAAUGUGAAGUACAGUGGGAGUUCUGCUUAUCAACUGUGGAGGGGGGCUUGGAUCAAGAAGAGUUUCUCUUCUUUCCUGGUUGGUGUGGCACCACAUAUCUAUCCUCAAUGCCUUCAGCCUUGGCUAUCUUUACUUGCCGCCCGAACUCUCAUCCAUUUCAAGAACGGCAUGUCUACCUGGAUGAGCCUGUCAAAAUUGGACGAUCAGUGGCUCGAUGUCGACCAGCUCAAAAUAAUGCCACCUUUGACUGUAAAGUCCUAUCUAGGAAUCAUGCACUUGUCUGGUUUGACCACAAGACAGGAAAGUUCUAUCUUCAAGACACUAAGAGCAGUAAUGGCACCUUUAUAAAUAGUCAGCGAUUGAGCAGAGGAUCUGAAGAAAGUCCACCAUGUGAAAUUCUGUCUGGUGAUAUUAUACAAUUUGGUGUAGAUGUAACAGAGAACACACGGAAAGUCACUCAUGGAUGCAUUGUCUCAACAAUAAAACUAUUUCUCCCUGAUGGUAUGGAAGCUAGGCUACGGUCAGAUGUCAUCCAUGCUCCAUUACCAAGUCCUGUUGAUAAGGUUGCUGCUAACACUCCCAGUAUUUACUCUCAGGAACUGUUUCAGCUUUCUCAGUAUCUUCAGGAGGCCUUACAUAGAGAACAAAUGUUGGAACAGAAGUUAGCCACCUUACAGCGGUUGCUUGCUGUCACACAAGAGGCAUCAGAUACAAGCUGGCAGGCUUUGAUAGAUGAAGAUAGACUCCUAUCAAGGUUAGAGGUUAUGGGAAACCAGUUGCAAGCUUGUUCAAAAAAUCAAACAGAAGAUAGUUUACGAAAGGAACUUAUAGCGUUACAAGAAGACAAGCAUAAUUAUGAGACAACUGCCAAAGAAUCCCUGAGGCGGGUCCUUCAGGAAAAAAUUGAAGUGGUCAGAAAACUCUCAGAAGUAGAGCGAAGUUUAAGUAACACGGAAGAUGAAUGUACUCACUUGAAAGAAAUGAAUGAACGGACUCAGGAAGAAUUGCGGGAAUUAGCUAACAAAUACAAUGGAGCUGUAAAUGAAAUCAAAGAUCUUACUGACAAACUAAAGGUAGCUGAAGGUAGACAAGAAGAAAUCCAGCAAAAAGGGCAGGCUGAAAAAAAGGAAUUGCAACAUAAAAUUGAAGAGAUGGAGGAAAGAGAGCAAGAACUUCAAGCAAAGAUAGAGGCUUUGCAAGCAGAUAAUGACUUCACCAAUGAACGGCUAACUGCUUUACAAGUCCGGUUAGAACAUCUUCAGGAGAAAGCUCUUAAAGAACACAACAGCUUAGGCAUACAAGUUGAUGACUUCGUUCCUAAAAUUAAUGGAAGCACAGAAAAAGAGCACUUUCUUUCAAAGAGUGGAGGGGACUGCACUUUUAUUCAUCAAUUCAUAGAGUGUCAGACAGACAAGCUCAUGGACGAAGGACAUCUUUCCAGAGCGGAUGAAACAAAGAUACUGAAAGAAAAUCAGGCAAAAGCUAAAGAAGCUGAGCUUUCAGAUACUCUGAGCCCGAGCAAAGAGAAAAGCAGUGACGACACUACAGACGCUCAGAUGGAUGAUCAUGAACUAAAUGAACCUAUUGCUAAAGUUGCUCUCUUAAAAGCAGAUGAAUUGCAGGGUGCACAAUCAGAAACUGAGACUAAACAGGAAAUUCAGCAACUGCACCACGAACUGAUUGAAGCCCAAGAGCUAGCUAGAACCAGUAAACAAAAAUGCUUUGAAUUGCAAGCUCUGUUGGAAGAAGAGAGAAAAGCCUAUCGAUUGCAAGCUGAAGAGUCCACCAAACAAAUUCAAGUUCUCCAAGCUCAGUUGCAUCGACUACAAAAAGAUAUUGAACGUCUUCAUGAAGAAAAGGAAAAUGAGAUCUCCAGUACUCGGAAUGAAUUGAUGAGUGCUCAGAAUGAGAUCCUGUUGUUGCAAGAAGUGGCAGAAAAGGCUGCGUCAGAAAGGGACACAGAUGUCACUGUUUUACAAGAAGAGCUUCAGAAAGUAAGAGCUGAGCUUGAACGAUGGCGUAAAGAGGCUUCCAAAUAUGAAAAAGAAAUUGUCAGUCUGCAAGCCAGUUUUCAGCUACGAUGUCAGCAAUGUGAGGAUCAGCAGAGAGAGGAAGCCACCCGUUUACAAGGUGAACUUGAAAAGUUGAGAGAGGAGUGGACUGUUCUUCAAUCUGAAUGUCUCUCAUUAAAGAAGGAGAAUUCUUUGCUUGCAUGUGAACUUCAGCGACGGGAGAAGGAGCUACAUAACUCUCAGCAACAGAGUUUAGCACUUACCAGUGAUCUGAGUGUUCUGGAGCUAAGCCGAAAGGAACUUGAAAAUAAGAUGGGUUCUUUAAAAGAAGAACAUCAGCGUGAUGCAGCUACUCUAAAAACACUUCUUAAUGAGGCAGAAAAUCAAGCUAAGGAUGCUCUGAAUGAGUAUGAAAAGACACAGACCAUGCUUUCAGAGCUGAAGUUAAAGUUUGAAAUCACUGAGCAGGAAAAGCAAUCAGUCACCGAUGAACUUAAGCAGUGUAAAGAGAACCUGAAGCUACUUCAAGAAAAAGGAAACAAUAGACAAUGGCCUUGGAUGCCUGUGAUGGCAGCGUUGGUAGCUGUGACAGCCAUGGUGCUGUACCCAGGCCUCACCAGAGCUUCUCCAUGAGAAUCCAUGCCCCACGCUCCAUCCAGAAGCUGGCAUCAUUCACACACUGAGGGAAACAGAGAGUCAUCCUCUUCCUCACCCUUUUUUUACCUCUUAGCCCUUCAGAGUUUGGCAGCAGCAGGGUCGUUGCUUUACACUGUACAAAAUGUAUCUGUUAUAAAGAGGGAAUAAAAUAAUUAUUUCAUUCUAUGGUGAGCAAUAUUAUUGCUUACACUUUUAUGUAAUUCUUAAGAUUAUAUGUUGGAGUCCUAAAUACUGUUAUGGUGGCCUCAAGUAGGCUUCUUGGUACCAAAUUAUUUAUGAUGGUUAGGUGUGUGGAUAUUUUACUUAAAAAAAUUGAUUGCCCGAUUGAAAGCAAUGCAUUUUCCCUGAUUUGGAUACCCAUGCCAAAUAUCCUUUAAAUACUUCGAAGUCGAUGCAGUGUGCUCAGUGCCUUUCAGUUUGAUAUUAUUUGUACAUUAACAUAUCAUUAUUUUUACUUGCUGUGAGUCACUGAGCUAUUGGGAACAAUUUUCUUUUUUCCAGGUCUUCUGAUAAAAACAAAUAUUUUUGUUCGGUAAAAGCCCUAUUUUAUUGAUGACUUGGGAGCUUGUAUAAUUCAUUAUCAGCCUUAAAGAGCUCUAGAAAGGAAAAUGAGUGAAAAGCAUAAGUCUAGACUGUUUUUGUGUGCAUGUGUGUGCCUGAGUGAAUUAAGGUUUUUCUGGGAGCAAAAUCUUGAUUUUCUGAUGGACAUAGUGCAGUAAUCCAAUUUUUAGUUUGAAUGUAAUUUAUUAAAUUUCAUGUAUAUAGACACUAUAAAAAUCCAAUGUAUUUUCUCACAUACCACAUUAGAGAAAUGAUUUUUUCCAGUCACUUAUUUUCAGAACCAAAAUGGGGAAGUAGUAUUUGUUUCUUUAAUUGUACUUGUAUUGGCAUAACUUCAUUAUGUGAAGUUCUUGAGUGCUUUUAGUGUUAGGGAAAGGAGGAAGAAAAUCAAACUGGGCAAGCUUUCUGGAAGGUUGGAAUAAUCUAAUUGGUCCUCUGUGCAACAACUUAUGCUGAAAAAAUGUGCUGUCAGUAAUUAGAAACUUUAUAUCACAAUUUAUUUGACCUUAAUAUGAAUGUUUCUAAUUGAGUAUUGGCUUAUGUAUAGGAACAAUCAUAACUUAAACCUGGCUAUGCUGGUUUUCAGUGCAUAUCAGCUCAAUUUAUUAAGGUCUGUAAUAAUAUAAAAAGAACUGAAAGGUGAAAUGAUUCAGCUGAUAGAAAAUUCAUAGGAAGACUAUCUCAACAAAAAUUCAGUUGGUUUCAAGGAUUUAAUGGCAAUCAAAAAAUCUAGUUAAAUAUUUAAAUAGAGUUUUUAGAUUAUUUGCCUUUGAGGGUCAUUUUUAUUUUAAAGGUUCUAUCUUAAGCUAUUUGGCAUUUGUUAAUGGGAGGAUCAUUUAGAUUUAAGGGAAUGUUAGUUCACAAAUAUAGAAAAUGUCAUUUUUGUUCAUUUCAUUAUUUUCAGUUGCAGGAAACUAACUCACCCACAACACACACAUGCCAGUGGUACACAGUACCUCUUGUAUAUAGGUUAUUGCAAAUAUUAUUCUGAAAAUGCUUAACUUCAGAAUUACAUUUUUAAAAGUAAAUAAUUGUUUUAAAUCUAUUUUGUAAAGAUAUAAAAAAACAAUAGAAUUUCUGGAGUACAGAUUGAACUAUUUGCACUAACACAUGUGAUGUGCAUGAUUUAAUAAAAUAACUUUACUCUC